Molecule: messenger RNA, 1803 nt
Organism: Candoia aspera
Lineage: Eukaryota; Metazoa; Chordata; Lepidosauria; Squamata; Candoiidae
Gene: TLE5
Product: TLE family member 5, transcriptional modulator
Exons: 7
Coding region: 140-730 (196 amino acids)
Biological process (GO): regulation of DNA-templated transcription; negative regulation of canonical Wnt signaling pathway
Cellular component (GO): transcription regulator complex; nucleus
Molecular function (GO): protein binding; transcription corepressor activity
Source: RefSeq, a predicted model, not a curated record
UGCUGCAAAGUCGCCGCCUCCGCUUCCUCGCGCCCGGGCCGCCCUUCCCCGCUGGGUGGCGGCGGCGGCGGCGGGUGCCGCAGCUGGAGGGCCGUCUGGAGCCGGAGCCAGCUGCAUCCCGCCGGGGGGCCGGACUGGCAUGAUGUUUCCGCAAAGCCGGCAUUCGGCGUCUUCUCAUCUGCCUCAGCAGUUGAAGUUCACAACAUCCGAUUCCUGUGACCGGAUUAAAGAUGAAUUCCAGUUGCUCCAGGCACAGUAUCACAGCCUGAAGUUGGAAUGCGACAAGCUCGCCAGCGAAAAAUCGGAGAUGCAGCGCCAUUACGUGAUGUAUUACGAGAUGUCCUAUGGCCUCAAUAUUGAAAUGCACAAGCAGGCUGAGAUUGUCAAGCGGUUAAAUGGCAUUUGCGCUCAGGUCUUGCCAUACCUUUCGCAAGAGCACCAACAGCAAGUCCUGGGAGCCAUUGAACGGGCCAAGCAAGUGACUGCCCCAGAGCUGAACUCCAUAAUUCGGCAGCUUCAGGCGCAUCAGCUGUCCCAGCUUCAGGCCCUGGCCUUGCCCCUCACCCCGCUGUCCGUGGGCCUGCAGGCCCCCUCCCUGCCGGCUGUGAGCGCCAGCACCGGCCUGCUCUCCCUCUCUGCGCUGGGCUCCCAGGCCCACCUCUCCAAGGAAGACAAGAACGGGCACGACGGGGACACCCACCAAGAUGACGAUGGAGAGAAGUCGGAUUAGGUGGAUUUUGUCCGGUGGGGGGCAGAAGGCAGGGCGGGGCGAUCCAGGGUGCAGAAGAUGCCGUAUUUAAUCCAAUCCGGGGGUGGUGGGCCAGCAACGGUCAUUCAGCGGGGUGGGGGUGAGAAAGUAGUUGCAGCAAUAACGUUUCAGCCCCUCCCUCCUCCUCCUCUCCCUGCCCCUCCUCCGUGGCAGCCCUUAGCAGGCCAGGGUUGCACGGACGGUCCCCAAACAUCCCAAAUCAAUGGCACUGCGUUGGGCGUGGGCGUGCAUGUGGGAGGUCAGGUGGGGAAGGGGCCUGGCCCCUCCCUUUCCAUCUCCCCCCCCCCCAAAUUAAUUCCAAAAGAGAGCUGGCAUCGGAAUCCUAGCGAUGCGUUUUCGAGGUUGGCGACCCCCUUCCCACAUCCAAGCCCCUCUCCCAGGGUUAAACCGACUUCGCGGGGCUGGCAUUAGCAAAGGGGAAGGAAGCCGGUUUGCUGGAUCCCACAUUGGUGUGCAAACCAGAGCCAUCCCAGGGAGAAGCAGAUCCUGGGAAUCUCCCCCCCAGGCCUGCCUCGGCAGCUUUUCGGCAGCAGGCGGAGGGGAGAGGCUACUGGCCUUCUGCAACUCAGCCGCAUUUCCUGCCCCCCAGGUGCCCAGGGAUGCGGUGCGAAAAACCCAUCCCAGCACCCCGCAUCCAAUUUGAGCUCCCUGACACAGUGGCACCCAGUUCCCAACAGCUGGAUGCCCAUGGUUUCAUGCCUGAGGGGGGCACCCUCUCCCAGGCCCCGUUGGGAGAGGGCAUCUCCAACGGGGCAAGAGGCGAAGAGGCUGCCUUAAGUAUUGGCAGAUUUUCUGGGACCCACAAACCCACUGGAAACGCCUCCAGCUGAGGAGGAAUGGCUGAAGUGCAAAGAUCGAAAGGCCCCCAAGGGAUGCUGGCAUGUUGCACGCAGCCCCUGAAUCACCCUUCCAGUUCCCCGGCCCUCCCAGUUUGGAUACUGACUAUUCUAGAGGACAUUGCUUGAGGGUCCUUGAGUCUGGCUCACCCUCCCAACGGCACAAUUUCCCCAUGUGGAUUAGAUUCUCCUCCCCCA